Lolium rigidum is the source of this 1761-nucleotide messenger RNA. RefSeq names its product protein AGENET DOMAIN (AGD)-CONTAINING P1-like. The record is from RefSeq and is a predicted model, not a curated record. The transcript has 4 exons. Lineage: Eukaryota; Viridiplantae; Streptophyta; Magnoliopsida; Poales; Poaceae. The coding region runs from base 1 to 1356 and encodes 451 amino acids.
AUGCGCUCGCCGCGACUCCGCCGCCAGCCGCCGCCGGCGCCCUCGCGUGCGGCGGAUCCGCCGGAGCCCGCCGAGGUGAUCCCCGCCGGCGAGGUGGUGGAGGUGCUUCUCGACGAGCAAGGCUAUCGCGGGGCCCACUUGACCGCCGUCGUCGCGCGCUUCGACCCCGACCUCCGCAGCUACGCGGUCGAGUACGGCACCCUCGCCGCCUCGGGAGCCUCCGGCCGCCCGCUCCCGCAGCUCGUGCCCGCGUCGCAGGUCCGCCCGCGCCCGCCGCCGCCGUCGCCGGCGCAGCCCUCGACCCCCGCUGGCGCUGAGCACGCCGCCGUCGACGCGCUCCGGGACGGCGCGUGGUGGCUCGGCGUCGCCCUCCCCGGCGGCGACCAGGCGGACGGGAGGGUCAAGGUCUGCUUCCCGGAGACGAGGGAGGUGCUGGAGUUCGACGCCGCCGACGUCCGGCCCCACCUCGAGUGGGUCGCCGGCGAGUGGCGCUCCCCCGAGGACAUGGAGUCAUUGAAGAAAACACCAUAUACUAAAGGAACACAGGUAGAAGUUGCCAAGUUUGAAGAUGAUUCUGUUGUAGCUUGGUUUCCUGCAGUUGUUGCAAAGACUAUCUGGAAGAAUAGCCUCUUAGUGGAGUACACUUUUGGGAAGGGUGAUGGUAGUCAACUGCGCAAGGAGAUUGUCAAUAUGAAGGACAUCAGACCUUGCCCACCACAUGCAUCAGCUAUUAGCUUCUGCAUCGAUGAUGAUGUUGAAGGCUUCCAAGGUGAUGGCUGGUGGCCUGGGCGGAUUACCGAGAUCCGUCCCAAAUUAAUGUAUACAUGUAAGAUAGAAAAUUCAGGAAAGGAGGUUCAGUUGCACCAGAAGGCACUGAGGCUUCGAUGUAACUGGACUGAUGGCCAAUGGAAGCAAGCUGCUGAGGAUUUGCCGCAAACAAAGUUUAGAGAAGGCAGCAGGGUUGAAGUCAGCAGUAAUGACGAAGGUUUCUGUGGAGCUUGGUUCCAGGGGACUAUCGUUAAAUCUGUUGGCCACAAGUUUCUGGUGGAGUAUGACACGCUGAAGGCUGACGAUGAAACCACACCUUUGACAGAAGUCAUUGGAGCGGAGCACAUCAGGCCCCCUCCCCCAGUUAUCCCCGUCACCAGUGGUUUCAAGUUACUUGAUGAAGUGGACGCCUUUACCAACGAUGGAUGGUGGGUUGGCAUGAUAUCCGAGGUUAUUAGCGAUCAGAAGUGCAUGGUCUACUUCAAGGCUUAUCAGGAACAGAAUGAAUUUGGGCUUGAACAGCUAAGGCUUCACUGCGAUUGGCUGGGGGGGAGGUGGAUGCGGGCUUCUCCGGCACUGGAGAUGUGAAGGCUGAAGAGAUGCGCCCAUCUUUUUUGUACAUGAGCCUGGGGUAAUACCUACGAGCACGGCUUCGCUAAUUAUCAUCCUUGCUGAACUGACGUGGUCAGCAAACUGGUAGAGAUGAUGACCUUGCAGUGGUUGCAACUCCGGCAGCAGUUGAUGGGAAUGUUUAUCAAACAGAGACCAUCACCGUCACCAGUAAACAUUCAUCGCAUAUUGUGGGACAGUAAAGCUAUUAACGACUUGUAGACGACCUUUCUGCUUUUCAAAUUCGGGAUGUGUAUGUAGUGGACUGCUUUCGUUCCAUGUGAGGGCACUCAAACCCAGUGUAACCUCCAACGGUUCGUCCUUGCUGAAACUGUACUAUGCCCCGAUUUGAUUGCACCUUCGAUUAGCUUUUGGACCACUUAA